This is a messenger RNA of Arxiozyma heterogenica, 1818 nucleotides long. It is a transcript of the gene SMF2, whose product is annotated as divalent metal ion transporter SMF2. NCBI's taxonomy places the organism in Eukaryota, Fungi, Ascomycota, Saccharomycetes, Saccharomycetales, Saccharomycetaceae. The transcript has a single exon. The record is from RefSeq and is a predicted model, not a curated record. Gene Ontology annotation, molecular function: manganese ion transmembrane transporter activity; cadmium ion transmembrane transporter activity. Gene Ontology annotation, biological process: iron ion transport; intracellular manganese ion homeostasis. Bases 1 to 1818 code for a protein of 605 amino acids. Gene Ontology annotation, cellular component: plasma membrane.
AUGUCUCUAGAAUAUGCUGAUUCUAUAAUUAUGAAUAGUAACGAAAAUAACACAAAUAUAAAUAAUAAAGGAGAGGAACGACCAAUACCGUCAAGUAGUGACAUUUUACAAAAGGAAUCAACAGACUUAUCGCAUUCUUCAAGAGGUGUAGAGACAAUUGAAACUGUACGAAAUGAAAUAAACCACUUUAUUCAUGGAAUUUCUUCACCUGAUACCACAACUCACCUAAGUCCACUUGAAUCUAUUCUCCAAAUUCUAAAGAAGUAUUCCAAAUUUAUUGGACCAGGCUUGAUGGUCUCUGUUUCUUAUAUGGAUCCGGGGAAUUAUUCAACAGCAGUUGCCGCCGGUGCAGCACAUAAAUAUAAACUAUUAUUUUCUAUUUUAGUAUCCAAUUUUAUGGCAGCUUUUUGGCAAGCAUUAUGUGCAAAAUUAGGUGCAGUAACAGGCUUAGAUUUAGCUCAAAAUUGUCGUAAACACUUCCCGCAUGGAGUAAAUAUCACUUUAUAUAUAUUAGCGGAGAUUGCUAUUAUAGCAACAGAUCUGGCAGAAGUGGUUGGUACUGCAAUCUCACUAAAUAUUAUAUUUGGCAUUCCUUUGGCUAUAGGUGUGAUACUAACUGUGGUAGAUGUGUUAAUUGUGUUACUCGCGUAUAAACCUAAUGGUUCAUUAAAAAUAGUGCGUCUCUUUGAAGCUUUUGUAUCACUCCUAGUUGUUUUAACUGUUAUAUGUUUUGCUAUAGAAUUAUUUUAUGCAGAUUUGGGGUCUACUAAAAAAGUAUUUAAUGGAUUUUUACCAAGUAAAGCUGUGUUCGAGGGAGAUGGCCUUUAUUUAUCUCUUGCUAUAUUAGGGGCAACAGUGAUGCCACAUUCUUUAUUCUUAGGAUCAGGUGUUGUACAACCAAGGCUAAGAGAUUAUGAUAUCAAAAAAGGUUACUAUAUGCCAGAUCUUAAUGAUAUUGAAAAUAAUCAUGAUAAUUAUAAACCGUCCUUUGAGGCAAUAAAUGAAACCUUACACUACACGGUGGCAGAAUUGUUGAUAUCUCUUUUCACAGUGGCAUUAUUUGUCAAUUGUGCUAUUUUGAUUGUAGCAGGUGCCACACUAUAUGGUACCACGCAAGAUGCUCAAGAAGCUGACCUAUUUUCAAUUUACAACCUUUUAUCUACGACUUUAUCGAAAGGCGCAGGCUUAAUCUUUGUGCUGGCUCUAUUAUUUUCUGGUCAAAGUGCAGGAAUUGUGUGUACAUUAAGUGGUCAAAUGGUAAGUGAGGGGUUCCUUAAUUGGUCGGUUUCUCCAACAAUUAGAAGAUCGAUUACAAGAGCUGUAGCUAUUACACCGUGUUUGAUUUUAGUCCUUGUUGCUGGGAGAAGUGGACUAUCUGGAGCUUUGAAUGCAUCUCAGGUGUUGUUAUCUUUGUUAUUACCAUUUGUCUCAGCUCCAUUAAUCUAUUUUACUUGUAACAAAAAAAUAAUGCGUGUUCAAAUCAAUCCAAAUAAUACUCAUAAUAAUAAUAGUGGAAAUAAUAAUAAUAAACAUACACAAAAUCGAAUUACUUCGCUUGGCAAUAGUUUACUAGGAUAUGAUGUUUCUUAUGAACCACUUAAACAAGAUAUUGGCAGUGAAGAGUAUCUAGAAAUGCAUGAUAUGAAUACGUCAAACCAUAGUGAAUCUAGUAAUACAGACAAUGCCGCAAUACACUACAAAGACAUGAGCAACAGCCUUAUUACAACUAUAUUAUCGAUAUUGGUUUGGAUCAUUAUCUCUACAUUGAAUUUCUACAUGUUAAUAAGUUUUUCAUCUGGACGAGACAUCCACUUCUAA